Molecule: messenger RNA, 1047 nt
Organism: Colletotrichum siamense
Lineage: Eukaryota; Fungi; Ascomycota; Sordariomycetes; Glomerellales; Glomerellaceae
Exons: 2
Coding region: 1-1047 (348 amino acids)
Source: RefSeq, a predicted model, not a curated record
AUGGGAACCUCGGGACUUGUGAUUCUACUUGUCAUCAUCCACUACGUCGUUGCUUUCGACCCAUCCACAGACCCUUUUUCCAGAGAAGACGGUAGCUCCGCUAUGGAUGAUGGUGGUGAUGAAGGAUGGAAAACCAAUAGCGUUGACCGGAUCAUUGUGGAUCUAUUCAUGACGAUGCGCAAUUGGCUUGAGAUCAGAACCCGACGCAAAUUGAGAGACAUUUUAACAAAGGCUAUACUGACACUUUGUGAUAUUCAACUCUUGACCGGUCUCGGCAUACUAGUAAGCGGGUACAUGAAUCUCUUUCAGAACGCUAUAUCCGCAUACCAUUGGAAACUUCUCGUUUAUCUGGUUUGGUUCUCGAAUCUCACACACGUCUGUUGUUUGACGGUUAUUCGCGGCUAUCUCAAUCAGCAUCGGUGGGAGCGAAUCUGGAGAGUGAUACUCAUGUUCGUCCUUUGGGCCGGCCUUCUAUCCGCCUUCGUACCUACUUUGUCGAUCGACUGGAGCAAGAACGAUUCCCUCCGCCUGGGGGCUACAAACGCUCGCUGCUUUUUUGACAGGAGAUUAAGCAGAGAUAUAAUUCUCUCAAGAAUAUGCACACUGCAAGGGAAUCGGCCCGAGUCCAAUUCAACUUUCGAGGAGUGUCUGAAACACAAAUCAAUCCCCAAUAAUGACACAAUCCAUAACACAGACAAGUCGCUGGCCGCUCUCAUUAGCAUGGUCUUGGUGUUUAUCACGUUCUUUAUGCGCCUGCUAAAGAUUACCCAUUCGUGCUCGAAUCGUAUCAAGACGAUAUUCCGAACAACACCAAGAAAGUGGCUUAUGAGAAGAAUUACGAAAACAUUGAAUAAUAAUUACGAGAAUUAUGGAAUUAUACAAAGAGGUCAAAAGCUUCUGCUCUUUCAAAUCACUCUCUACUACGGGCUCAAAAUCCAUUUCGACUUUCUUUCGUCUGGCUUCGUUGACGUAAGUUUACAAUCGUCCAUAUGCUCAUUGAUGGAUAGUAUGCUGACAAUCAUGAUGCUGUGCAGAUCCUCACUUUGA